GUUCAGUAACGCUUAAUUCUUAUUAUAGUUACAAUUCUAAUCCUAAUCAUACUUUACACUCAAUUUUAAUGGUUGGCAGUGCAUAAGCAUAACCCAUACUCUCAAUGGCUCUCUACACUUCCACUGCUACUCUGCCAUUCAAAUGUGUAAUUGAUUCCCAUCCUUCACAACCAAAUCCUCUUUUAUCAUUCCCACGACCAAAAUUCAAGACCACCCACAUCAUAUUACCUUUUGCUGAUUCUGGGAAAUGGAGGAACAUGGUUUCAUUUUUCCCAGGUUUUCUUACUGGAGGUAAAGAUGUUCAGAGCCUCAAGGUAGAGCUCUAUGAAACAAUUGCACCCCUUGACCGAGGCGCCGAGGCUACUCCUGAGGAUCAACAGCGUGUGGACCAGAUUGCUCGUAAACUUGAGGCUGUGAAUUCUGUUAAGGAGCCUCUCAAGUCUGAUUUGCUCAAUGGAAAAUGGGAGCUUUUAUAUACAACAUCUCAAUCAGUUCUUCAAACAAAGAGACCAAAAUUCUUGCGGCCGAAUGGAAAGAUCUAUCAGGCAAUUAAUGUGGAUACCUUGAGAGCUCAAAAUAUGGAAACUUGGCCGUUCUACAACCAGGCCACUGCCAAUUUAGUGCCUCUUAACUCAAGAAGGGUGGCUGUCAAGUUUGACUUCUUCAAAAUUGCUAGUCUGAUACCUAUUAAAUCACCUGGGAGUGGUCGUGGUCAGUUGGAAAUUACUUAUCUGGAUGAUAAUUUACGAAUAUCAAGAGGUGAUAGAGGUAACUUGUUCAUCUUGAAAAUGGUGGAUCCAUCUUAUAGAGUCCCUCUUUGAUGUGGGAGCCCCCAGAAUUGGUAGUAGUGCCUUCAAUUGUUGGCAUGAAUUAAUGCUGCCACUGAACCAACAUUCAAGUCAAGAAGUGGUCCAGUUUUUGUGCCUGGGAUUUCUGCCCGUGUAUGCUUUCUUUCUGUUAUAUUUUAUUUAUAAUUUUCAGUUCAAUAUUUAAAACAUUGGCAUAACUUAAAACAACACGCAACUUAUGUAUUCUUAUUAGCAGGGUAUUUGGUAAACAAGAGUAUUUUUCUUAG
Messenger RNA from Gastrolobium bilobum, 1075 nucleotides. RefSeq names its product probable plastid-lipid-associated protein 4, chloroplastic. The transcript has 6 exons. Lineage: Eukaryota; Viridiplantae; Streptophyta; Magnoliopsida; Fabales; Fabaceae. The coding region runs from base 105 to 821 and encodes 238 amino acids. The record is from RefSeq and is a predicted model, not a curated record.